Messenger RNA from Brienomyrus brachyistius, 6387 nucleotides. RefSeq names its product integrin alpha-L-like. Gene Ontology annotation, molecular function: integrin binding. The transcript has 31 exons. Gene Ontology annotation, biological process: integrin-mediated signaling pathway; cell-cell adhesion; cell-matrix adhesion. Gene Ontology annotation, cellular component: external side of plasma membrane; integrin complex. The record is from RefSeq and is a predicted model, not a curated record. NCBI's taxonomy places the organism in Eukaryota, Metazoa, Chordata, Actinopteri, Osteoglossiformes, Mormyridae. The coding region runs from base 102 to 3617 and encodes 1171 amino acids.
UCAGAAUGCGAGGUAACGCCCCGUUAUGGUAAAGCACAGGAAAUCGUUUGAGGGCUCGCAGUUACUGACUUUCUUUAUUAUAGAAAAAGAAGUGAACAGCGAUGGCUUCUGCUUGUUUAAUACUUUUGUUCAACUGCCUUAUGGGGGGCAUAGCUUUCAACAUUGAUGAAAAAAACACCACAAUCUAUGACCUGGAUGGAAAGGACUACUCUGGAUACCAAGUUUUGCAAUACAGAUCAGAAGAUGAGAAAUGGAUUAUUGUCAGUGCGCCACUCGGAAACAAUGGAGCUGGAAAAAUCUACAAAUGUGAUCAUACAAGCUGCACAGCUCUUCCUCUAAAAGAGUCUAAUUAUACCAUCAGAUCCAUUGGAUUAUCUCUGGCAUCAAUGCCAGAGGAGAUUACGGCUUGCGGUGCAGGAAUGGCUUGGGAGUGUGACCAAAAUACACACCUGAAUGGCAUUUGCUACCAGUUCAGCAAAACACUGGAGUUCAGGGAUGAAAUUACACCAGGAUACCAAGAAUGCACCAAAAACCAAGCAGACCUGGUCUUCUUAUUUGAUGGGUCGGAAUCUUUAAAGGCGGAGGAUUUUAAAAUGACCAAAGAAUUUAUCACAGGGAUCAUGGCUAAUCUUUCCAAUACCUCCUUUCAGUUUGCAGCAGUUCAGUUUUCUGAUGAAGCCCGAACAGUUUUCAGUUUUACGGAUUAUGCGAAAAAUGAGUCAAAUAUAAAACUUGAUGCUGAAUCACACAUGCGGGGACUUGGAAACACCUACGAUGCAAUUCAUCAUGCUUUAAAAAAUGUUUUGACUCCAGAAGCCGGUGCAAGGCAAGGUGCCUCUCAGGUUCUGCUCAUCAUUACAGAUGGAAUACCCAAUGACAAUGAUGACUAUGAUAUCAUCAAAACAACUAAGGAAAGAAAAAUCAUCCGUUUUGUCAUUCUGGUGGAGCGCAAGAAGGUUACUGAAAAAGAUUAUGAAAGGAUAAGAAUACUGGCAUCUGACACUGAAAAUAUUUUUUAUGUUAAUAGCUUUACACAACUGACAAGCCUCUUAGAAAAGCUGCAAAAAAAAAUUUAUGACGUUGAAGGUACCAAAAAUGCUCGUAGCAAGAAAUUCACAAAAGAAAUGUCACAGAGUGGCUUCAGUUCUGUAUAUCUUAAGGACAGCUUAGUUUUGGGAUCAGUAGGAUCUGAUGAUUGGCGAGGCUCUCUAACUGAAAUCAAGAUCUCAGGAAGCAAGUAUGAAGAAAUUAAAGACUCAGAAAUGGAGGAGAACUCCUACAUGGGAUACUCAGUGGCGGCAGGAAAGAAAAAUAAUAACGAAGUGUAUUUUACUGGAGCGCCACGAUUUCGCCAUAUAGGGCAAGUUGUAGUGUUUUACAAGGGUAGUACAAAUUGGACAGUGAAAUACAGAGAAACUGGGCAACAGAUUGGUUCAUAUUUUGGAGCAGAGCUGUGUGCUUUAGAUAUAGACUCUGAUGAUGAAACAGACUUUCUUCUGGUGGGGGCACCCCUAUUUCACGAACCUCAAAAGGAGGGCAGAAUGUACGUCUACAGCAUGUCUUCUGAGCUGAAAUUGACCCUACAAAUUAAUGUCUCUGGGACAUCUCUGGGUAGAUUUGCAUUCUCCAUUUCAUCUUUAAAAGAUUUGAAUGGGGAUAAGUUGCAAGAUAUUGCUGUUGGGGCACCUCUAGAAGAUGACCAGAGGGGGGCAGUGUAUAUCUACUUGGGAGACAGAACCAAGGGCAUUCAAACUCAGUUUUUUCAGCGUAUUACAGCCCAGAAGUUGUCUUCUAAACUACAAUUUUUUGGCCUGUCAAUUGAUGGAAAGAUGGACCAGGGAGAUGAUGGACUGACAGACAUUGUGGUUGGAUCAAAAGGGAAUGUUGUAUUGUUAAAGUCCCGGCCAGUUCUAAAAGUAUCAGCCAACGUCACCUUUAGUCCUCCGAAGAUUAGCAGUGAUAGAUUUGUUUGUUUGACUGAAAUGGAGAGCAUAUCUAAUAUAGUAAACUUGACUGUCUGUUUUGAUGUAACUGAGUCCACAGAAAAUGCUAUAGGGGGCGCUUUGCCAUGGAUGAACGUGUCCUAUGAGCUGAAUCUGGACAGUACGAGACUAAGAAGCCGAGCAUUUCUGCACCAUCGUGAUAAAUCAACCAGGAAAGAGCAGAACUGCAUGAAAAUGGAGCUCGGCAUACAGUGCAAAACGCAUCUUGUUUAUAUGCCUAGCUGUGUGAGGGACACUUUGUCACCCAUCUCCAUCAAACUGAACUUCUCCCAGUCCAGAGAUGAAGGGACGGCCAUUCUUGACCCUGAAAGUGUCACUGUGGCUUUACUUGAGAUUCCAUUUCAGAGCAACUGCCAAAAUGCCACAUGCAUCUCAGAUUUGGAGCUGACUUUCAACUUCACAACUCCUAAACUGCUGGUGAUCGACCAGGACUAUUUCAACGUGACAGUGAGCUUGUACAACAGAGGGGAUGACUCCUUCAACACCAGCCUGAUCUUUCGCUAUCCGCCUGGUCUGUCUUUUUCCAAGAUAUCCAUUAUAAAGGAAACAAGGAAAACUCUCACCAACUGCCGCGGCGUGGAUGAUAUGAAUGACAAGACAGAAUGCAGUGUGAGCCGUCCUGUUUACGCAAGCAAAACCAUGGCUGUUUUUCAAACUAUGUUCCGAAUCUCUAAUAAGUACAACUGGAGUGAUGAAAUGGAGAUGGAUAUCACACCUUACAGUGACAAUGGGAAAUCUUCCAAUAACACAGUAACAAAAGGUCUCCAAGUUCAGUAUGGUGUUGACUUUGCAGUCAAAAUUCUUGAUGAAGACUCUGUGAUGUACCUUAAUUUCACUCCAGAUGACAAAGAACCAAAAGUUGCGACUCAUGUUUUUGAGGUAAAGAACUUGGGUGCUAUACCUCUACCAGUCAAUAUUACAUUCAACUUUGUAAGUGAAGCGAGAUACGAUUUUGUGAUGGAAAUUCAUCCCAUCAGUGCCUCUCAGGCAAGAUGUGGAACAAUUGAAGACUCAAACACAGCACAAGCUUGCAAGGGCCCUUGUAAGACAGCCCAGUGUGAAAUCUCCAGUCUUGUGAGAGGUUUGCCAGUUCGGUUUACAGUGACUGCAACAGUGAAAUUUUCUAAUCAAGAGAAAUACCAGGGGACACUAAAUUUUAAUGAACAACGAUUUGAAGUGAAGUUUGUAAGCAAAGCAAAACUCAGCUAUAAUAAUCAGCGAUACGUUCAAAUUUCAAGCAACUCAAGGAGCCAAGAUAACACCAUAAAGUUCCAUGAAGCAGAGAUUAUUUGCCAAGCAGAGAUGAUCAUUCCUCCCAAUAAAGCUUUUAUUGUUGGGGUGGGAGCCGGAGGAGGAUUUAUUCUUCUGAUUGUCAUUGUUCUCAUUCUGUAUAAGUGUGGAUUCUUCAAGCGAAACAAGCCUUCCCUUGAAGACACAGAGCAAACUUGUGAGGAUGUUCAGGCAACUGAAGGUGAAAAAGAGGUUUUCUCUGUGAAUGAGGAGAAUGGUAAGAUGGACACAGCACUCCUCAUAGGCAGUUCUGAAGACAAGACCGCAAAAGAUGAAUCUAACCCAUUGGGUACCAGCUUAGAUAACACUAAAAAUGAAGAAUAAUGAGCUUCUAUGUAUGGGUGACAUAUCAAUUAAAAGUUAGUGGUUAUUUUUUAAACAUCCAUCUAUCUAUUUUCCAAUCCGCUUACCCUUCUGGGUUGCCCGGGGUCCGAGCCUAUCCUGAAAGCUACGGGCACGAGGAAGGGGAACAACCCAAGACAGGGCGCCAGCCCAUCACAGGACACACUCAUACACCAUUCACUCACACAUGCACACCUAUGGGCAAUUUUAUAUAUUUUUUUAAGUAACUCCAGUUAGCCUUAGCAUGUCUUUGAUCUGUGGGGGAGAGACAUUCUUAAUUACUUGUGAUAAUAUUUGGUCUUUGGUGAUAUAUCCACAAAUUUUGUAAAUACUGCAAUAGUAAAAAUUAGGAAGUAUCUAGGUACAUUUGAUUUAAAAGCCUUCUUAAAUGCCAUUUUACCAUUAUAUGUUUUACUUAUUUUUAAGGUCUCUGCCAAUACAGAUUUUAUAUUAAUAUUAUAUUCUAUUAUUGUGAAAGUUUGACAUGAAUAUAUUUUGGUGUAAAUACACUGCUCAAAAAAAUUAAAGGACAUGUCAGGUUUCGCAGGUGCGGACGGGCAGGUAGGUGGGCAGGAGGCAGGGAAGGACGAGGCAGGCAGGUGGAAUAUGGGGAAAACGGGGGUUUUAUUAAGGGGAAGACGGUUACAGGCAGAACAGGGCAUCACGGACAUCAUCUAACAUCUAACAUCAAUGACGGACAAACGGCAGGGCAAGACAUGGACUGAUAUAGAACAAAGACAGGGCGAAAUAACAAAGCACAGCUGGGUAUGCUAAAGGAAGCACAUGUGGAUAAUCAGGGGGGUGAGGCACACACGAGGAUUGUAUGAGCUGGCAUGACAGAAAACACAUCAGAUAUCAAUGGGGAAAAAAUCAUGCUGGAUAUCUAUACUGAUGUAGAUUGGGUAAUGUGUUAGGAAUGAAAGGAUGCCACAUCGUUUGAUGGAAAUGAAAUGAUCAACCUACAGAGGGCUGAGGACACCCCGAAAAUCAAAGUGAAAAAUGAUGCGGCAGGCUAGUCCAUUUUGCUGAAAUUUUAUUACAGUAACUCAGAAUCAUACUCAGUAGUUUAUAUGGCCCCCACGUGGUUGUAUGCAUGCCUGACAAUGUCGGGGCAUGGUCCUAAUGAGACCACGGAUGGUGUCCUGGGGAUCUCCUCUCAGAUCUGGACCACGGUAUCACUGAGCUUCUGGACAGUCUGAGGUGGCAUCGGAUGGACGAAACAUAAUGUCCCAGAGGUGUUCUAUUGGAUUUAGGUCAGGCGAGCGUGGGGGUCAGUCAAUGGUAUCAAUUCCUUCAUCCUCCAGGAACUGCCUACAUGCGCUCUUGCCACAUGAGGCCGGGCAUUGUCGUGUACGAGGAGGAACCCAGGACCCAUUGCACCAGCAUAGGGUCUGACAAUGGGUUCAAGGAUUUUAUUCUGAUACCUAAUGGCAGUCAAGGUGCCGUUGUCUAGAAUGUAGAGGUCUGUGCGUCCCUCCAUGGAUAUUGCUCCCCAGACCAUCACUGACCCACCACAAACAAUGCUGCAGGCAGCAUAACGUUCUCCAUGGCUUCUCCAGACCCUUUCAUGUCUGUCACAUGCUCCGGGUGAACCUGCACUCAUCUGUGAAAAGCGCAGGGUGCCAGUGGCAGACCUCCAAAUUCUGGUAUUCUAUGGAAAAUGCCAAUCGAGCUCCAUGGUGUUGGGCAGUGAGCACAGGGCCCACUAUAGGACAUUGGGCCCUCAAGCCACCCUCAUGAAGUCUGUCUCUGACCAAACAAUCAGAAACAUUCACACCAGUGGCCUGCUGGAGAUAAUUUUGUAGGGCUCCAGCAGUGUUCAUCCUGUUCCUCCUUGCACAAAGGAGCAGAUACUGGUCCUGCUGCUGGGUUAAGGACCUUCUACAGCCCUGUCCAGCUCUCCUUCAGUAUCUGCCUGUCUGCUGGAAUCUCCGCUAUGCCCUUGAGACUGUGCUGGGAGACACAGCAAACCUUCUGGCAAUGGCACGUAUUGAUGCACCAUCCUGGAGGAGUUAGACUUCCUGUGCAACCUUGUAGAGUACAGAUAUCGCCUCAUGCUACCAGUAGUGACACUGACCGUCACCAAAUGCAAAACUCCAGUGGCCUCCACCUGUUAAACCAUUCCUGUUUUGGGGGUCGUCUCAUUGUUGCCCCUUUAGUUCACCUGUUGAUAAUUUCAUUAACACCAAAGCAGCUGAAACUGAUUAACAACCCCCUCUGCUACUUAACUGACCAGAUCAAUAUCCCAGAAGUUUAAUAGACUUGAUGCUAUACUCUGAUUAAAAAGUGUUCCUUAAUUUUUUUUUGCGCAGUGUAGUAUAAAAGUAGUUAAAAAGUAGUAGUAAUAUUGGAAAUAAACUGAAAAUUAUUGUGUAUUAUACUGCAAUUCCUUUAAUCUGCAGUCAUAACUAAAUUGUAUUAAUAAAGAAUUGCCCUGAUCAGGAAUAUGAUUUGUGAAGGAAAGUGUAAAUAUAAAUGAUGAAUGUAUAUGUAAUUAAUAUUUUUCCCUAAAUUAUUUGCAGGGUUUCAAUUUGAUGUGUAUUUCUGAACUGUUUUGUUAGAUGAUGAUAAUGAUAUAAAUAUUAUUGUUGUUUGUUAUUAUAUAACUAAGACUAUAUUUUAAAUUUUACUGAAUUUAACUUUUUUUUCUUUAACAGAAUGUAGUUUCUUUUAAUGGUGAGGUUCAUUUUUGUUUUUAACCAUAAGAAUUGUAUACAAACCAAAACAUAAUAAAACAUGAUAUCAAACCUAA